AUUACUUGGAGCUUCACGAUAUCAUAUACCACCAUAAAUUGAAAGCACAUCCGUGCUUUUGUUUGCAUAAUGGCCAUUACAAUACUCGCCCCCGCUCCUCCGAUCCAGGAUGUAGACUACGAUUCAUCCUCAGACUCAGGGUCCGACGGAGGCGCCGACCUCGAUGGAGAUCUUGAUAUGCGCCCCAAGAAGCGUGCCAGACGAGCUGGAUCAACAAGCAUAGUCACUCCCGGAGAAGUAGUCACAGAUGAUCCCCAAUGGAUGAGAGGUCACGGAACGUACGUCGAACCAGCCACCGCAGCCAUCCUCGCCACCGUCGCUGGCACCAUCCAAAAGACCAACAAGCUCCUCUCAGUGCGGCCCCUACGGGCGCGCUACACCCCCGAAAUCGGUGACCUAGUUGUCGGCCGCAUCAUCGAGGUGCAAUCCCGGCGCUGGCGCGUGGACAUUGGCGCCCCGUUGCUCGCUGCGCUGCCGCUGUCGGCGAUCAAUCUCCCCGGUGGAAUUCUACGGAAAAGGACAGAGACGGAUGAGCUCCAGAUCAGGACGUUUCUAUCGGAGGGUGACCUGCUUGUGUGCGAGGUGCAGUCUUUGUUUCACGAUGGGAGCGCGAGUUUACAUACUAGGAGUUUGAAGUAUGGAAAGUUGAGGAAUGGAGUCUUUGUGUCAGUGGCGGGGAUGGGAGGGGGUGGGGGUGUAGUCAGGAGUAGGCGACAGGUGUGGACUAUUGAGACGGCAAAUGGAGGGGGCCCAGUGGAUGUGAUUCUUGGGGUGAAUGGGUAUAUCUGGAUAUCAAAGCACAUCAAAACAGCCGAUGAAGAUAAGGCGGAAGUGGGAAUUACAAGGAUUGAAGAGAGUACCAACAGUACGGUGUACAGCAGUCAAAACGACGAGAUUGCUGCAGAAACUAGGAGGGAGAUUGCGAGGAUUAGAGGAGUGGUGGCCAGUUUGGUGGAGGCGGGUAUGAAGGUCGAUGAGGAUAUGUUGAUGAAGGGAUAUGGAGCUGCAGUGGAGAUAGAGAGAGAAGAGGAUGGACCUGGGGGGGAUUUCUUGGGCGGAGAGCAUGGAAAGCGGUUGGUGAAGAUGUUGCAGGGAAUGUCAUAGGAGGAAUAUAGAUCAGACCUUGGGCAGUUUUCGAAGGCUUCCACUAGCGUACUGCAAUGAUAUCAAUGAGCAAGCAUGGCGCAAGUUAUGUUCGAUUGGGAUAGGUAUUCAAAAUGAUUCAUGUCAUGUACACUCCGGGUGUCCGUCUAAAUAUUUUACAAGCUCCCCAGGCCGGUUUCUCAUUAUACAAUUACACAUAUCUUCACACCCCA
Molecule: messenger RNA, 1316 nt
Organism: Pseudogymnoascus verrucosus
Lineage: Eukaryota; Fungi; Ascomycota; Leotiomycetes; Thelebolales; Thelebolaceae
Gene: RRP4
Product: exosome non-catalytic core subunit rrp4
Exons: 2
Coding region: 70-1104 (344 amino acids)
Biological process (GO): poly(A)-dependent snoRNA 3'-end processing; exonucleolytic trimming to generate mature 3'-end of 5.8S rRNA from tricistronic rRNA transcript (SSU-rRNA, 5.8S rRNA, LSU-rRNA); nuclear polyadenylation-dependent rRNA catabolic process
Cellular component (GO): nuclear exosome (RNase complex); cytoplasmic exosome (RNase complex)
Molecular function (GO): RNA binding
Source: RefSeq, a predicted model, not a curated record